Molecule: messenger RNA, 1099 nt
Organism: Penicilliopsis zonata CBS 506.65
Lineage: Eukaryota; Fungi; Ascomycota; Eurotiomycetes; Eurotiales; Aspergillaceae
Exons: 5
Coding region: 141-962 (273 amino acids)
Molecular function (GO): FAD binding
Source: RefSeq, a predicted model, not a curated record
UCACCACCACCAAAACACGCAGUUCCCACGUUGUUUAUGAUGUCAAUACUCGAAGACUGCUGUUCCGGAGCCCAGAUCAGGCGUUCCCCCUGCAGCGGAGUAAGACAUAGAUACUAGUCAACUAUUUCAUCAGAGUCGCAAUGGAAGUGGCAGCUGUUAUCGGUGCAUGGGCUAUUUCGUGGUUCUGCCCUGCGCUGCCCGUCUCACACUCGACGAUCAUGAAUACAAUCUGCGGCAGAGGUGACAUCACUUCUAUCCUCCAGCCAAAGCUAUCACAGAAUGCACGCAUUAUUCUCCUAGACGACACGGCGUUUACCGAUUCCAUUAGCCGCUGGUCUAAAUUCGGUGCUCCCGGUGUCUCUGCUGUGGUGCAGGUUGUGACGGAAAAUGAUGUUGCGGAGACGAUCAAAUAUGCCAACACACAUGGUAUUCCCUUUUUCGCGAAGAGCGGUGGACACGGCUCCAUCACCAGCCUGGGGCAGAUCAGAGACGGUAUUGAAAUAUGGAUGGAUCAACUGGACUCGGUCACUGUCUCUCCGGACGGGAACACGGCGACGUUUGGCGGGGGAGUGCUCUCAAAGAAGGUCUCACACACUCUCUGGGAGGUAGGGAAGCAGACAGUGGUUGGUGGUUGUGAAUGCACGAGUUUGGUCGGACCAGGGCUGGGUGGAGGUCAUGGGUUCUUGCAAGGCAAAUAUGGCCUCAUAUCCGAUCAAUUUGUCUCCAUGCGACUGGCAAUAGCAGACGGCCACAUCGAGACUGUUUCGGCAACAUCUCACCCUGACCUUUGGUGGGCAAUGCAGGGCGCGGGCCACAAUUUUGGGAUUGUCACCGAGGUCACGUCGAAGAUCUACGAUAUUGAAGAUGACGGUGUGUGGUCGUAUGAGAGCUACAUCUUUACUCACGACAAGGUCGAGGCUAUAUUCGACCGCAUCAAUACACUAUUCACCAACAGCACUUGACGACGUCAUUAACUAUUCCGUCUUCCUCCGCAAUCCCGAAAUCGACACUGAAAAUCCUAUCAUCCUGGUAUCCCUUAUAAAGCCCGGAAAGUCUGUUCUUUCCCCAGACUACACGGCUCCCUUCCGAGAUCUUGGGC